CACAGCACAAUGCUAUUUAGGACCUGUGGCAAAAGAGUGAAGUGCAAAUAUUCGAAUGAAGGACCACGCAGGCGCUCUAAUAGGCUCGCGCGUGGUUGUUCGCAAAACGCAUACCAAUGCACCACUUCCGAAUUUUUUUCCAAUUUCAACUGUUCAAGACCUUUUUCCAAGUUUUGUACCACUAAAGGUAUCUCCCUAUUUGGGGCUAAAGCUGUCGGUCUGCGUGCGUCACUCACGUCCCACCUCUUCUUCUAUCACGCUCUAGUCGGGGAAUUUGACCUUCCAGAAGUCGCCACUGCUUUGGGACUUGUUGAUCAAGGCAAACAUGUUCAAGCUGAGCCCUUCAUACUAAGAGCUCUAGCAGUGUGUGAGAACUGUCUUGGAGAACACUCAGCCGAAUACGCUGAGCUUUCGUUUUUAAUGGCUUGCGUUAAAUUCCAUACCAACAAAAUCAAAGAUACGAUUUUUCUCUUGCGGCGUCUUGGUGAAAAGCACUUACAGGAUAAGAACGCCGAACGGCUAGAAAAAUGUAUAUUUAAUAUUUCUCUUUGUGCUUUGAAAGUUACAGAACCAAACGUAGCGCUCGUCGGCGACGCGCUGCAGUUUGUAGAAUCCGCUCAAACCGAGGCGGCCAUUUCGCCCGUUCUCCUUGAUUUGUGCUACUCGACUCAGCUGAAACUGCGGGCGCAUAAAUACUAUCUGGAAACGAUUGCAGGCAAGCACUCAGCUUCGAGUUCUACUCUGUUGGAAAUCUCUACGGUCAUAGAAAGCGCAACAGAAGCGUUGAAGGCGGUUGCGGAUAAACGGCCCGUGAAAGCAGAAUGGACUUUAACUUACGCGAGAUGGCUCUUGUUUUAUGAAAAAGAUGAGAAAUUGCUGAACGUGACAAAAGAGCUAUUUUUACACAUCCUUGCUACUCAAAAGGAGGCUUUGCAUCAGGAACUGCUCCAUGCGGAUGCAUUGCUGGGUUUAGGAGAGCUUGAGAUAAGAAGAAAGCAAUGGGAUUCUGCUGACGAGUAUUUGAGAAAGGUCCUCGAAAUUACAGACAAAUACAAAGAUCGAGACGCGUUACGCGUGAGGAAAAUUGUGGGACUAGAGGCGAUUGUCCAAUUUCGACAGGGCAGGUGGAUCUAUGCCGAGGGACUGCUGAGAAGGCUGAUCAAUCAGUACACAGAUGCGCCAGAUAGGAGACUGACGCAGUCUGAAGCAGAAUGUGUAAAGUACUAUUUCGAAUUGAUGAAGUCAAGAGGAGACGACGAAGUGACAAGACAGAGGUUGCAAUUGAACAAUGUCGUACCAGAUCCGCCUUUCGACGCAGAUGCAUUCAUUUGGAAAAAAUAGUUCUAGUGCCGUGUCGCUUUUCCGAGCUGAAAUACAUUAAAUGUCGAGUCGCGUGUGGCGUACAUUAAAAUAUGUGGUAUAGCGCGGGAUAGACAUGUGGCUCUGUGUUAUGACGAACGCUUGGAAGUGCUGCAGGUUCACCUGGCCGGUAAAGACUAGCCGAACAUUUGCCCGAAAAAUCGCGUCCACCACGCGUGAUGCGCGUUCAUUAGAUCUCAUGUAGUCGUCUCGCAGAAUAGCCGAUAGAGCGGCUUUGAAUAACUGGCGUUUUAGCUGUUCGCUCGAGCUUUUACGCGCUCUGUGACAGGUGACGCGACCACGUGCUGGAAUGUGUAGCUACUCACGACGCAGACGCCAUCAUUUACACGCCCGUACACCUCAACAGGGGAGAAACGAGUACAAUUUAUGUAUUGUGUUUCCUAAAUUUGAUCAAUAAAUGGAUGAACGACU
This is a messenger RNA of Schistocerca gregaria, 1791 nucleotides long. RefSeq lists its product as uncharacterized. The transcript has 2 exons. The record is from RefSeq and is a predicted model, not a curated record. Gene Ontology annotation, molecular function: protein binding. NCBI's taxonomy places the organism in Eukaryota, Metazoa, Arthropoda, Insecta, Orthoptera, Acrididae. Bases 10 to 1341 code for a protein of 443 amino acids.